AUGCCCGCUGGACUGCAAGACCAACAACCGGACCACCGGCACCAGCAAUCCCCCAGCCCCGGCAAACGGACAGUGCGUGGCGUCGCCAUCCCGCCGCUGGACCUGCACCGCCACAGCAUCCGGCAAAACGAACCAUGGGAUAACGGGCCUGAGGACCCGCCAGCACGGCCCUCACAUCCAGCACUGCAGCAGCAGCAGCAGCAGUCCUUCGCCCCGCAUCGAACAGCCACCAACGUCAUCCGCGUUCGACUGGAAGGUGGCGCUGCUGUCGCGACGGACGCCCAAGCUACUGCGGCGGCGGUAGCGGUGGCGGCGGGGGCUAUACACCGACCGAAUGGCCCAUCGGAAGGCUCAGAGCGUACGGAGCAUGAGCGGUCUCAGGGCCGGCAAGUAGCCGCCGCAAGACACUCCAACAGCGACGCCCGCUCGUCCGCUAGUACGACUAUCGCCGGUGCUCCCGGCGGCCAGCUGGCGACGCCGGCGGCGACGCCGGGACUGGGCAGCGCGCGGCCCUCUUCCGCGACGGAGGACAUGGACGGACUGCCGCCGCUGCAGACGUUGCCGCAGAGCCCGAUAACGCCGCCACAGCACGCGCACCCGCACGGCACCGGCCUGGCGGCGCAGGACUCACCGCGGUCGUACAUGGCGCAGCCGUCGUCCCGGUCAGCCACCAGCGACGGCCGACUCGGUACGGCAGCGUCAUCGCUGGGGUUGGCAGAUUUGGAGGCCGAGGCGGAGCUGGCGCCGACGCCACCGCCGCAGCCGCAGCCGGCGGCAGCUCGUCUUGCUGACGGCAUCGAGACGCUGGAUGACGUCAUGGCGCCGGCGCUGCGGGAACGUAUUCGGUCCAUGCUCUCCGUGCAGGCCCGCAUGAGGGCGUACGAGGAGGAGCGGGAGAAGGUCAUUCGCGCCAGGGGAGGGGACCAGGGGGUCGCCACAGCGCAAGCGGGUGCCGGUCCCGGCGGUGCGGCCGGGGCCGUGCGCAGGAACUCCCGGUCGCUGCGGCUUGCAAGCAGCCACCGCAACACCGGCGGCGGCGGCGGCGGCCGCGGCGGCGGCCCUCGCGGACCCGGUCUGAGGUCGGGGUCCAGGUCGAGGUCCAGGUCGGCGUCGCCCCUGCCGCCGCCGCGCCAGUCGGUGACAGCUCUGCCUGCCACUUCCUUGCAGCCGGUCAGCGGGGCAACAUCCGCUAAUCAGGCGUCGGCGACAUCGGCGGCAGCAGCAGCGGCGGGUCAGGCCACUUCCAGAGCUACCUCCCCGUCGUUAUUGCCCCGGGCAAACGGUGUCGGAAUGACGGGACGGAGGUCGCCGGAUGUGGCGGCUGCGGCGGGGGCGGCAACGGCACCAAGGGACGGGCCGGCGCGACCCGUGGGUCUGUCGACUGCUCGGUCCUUGAAGCGCGUGCAGCUCGUAACCACGAAAAAAGAGAUUGCCGCGGAAAAGGGAAAGGAGAAGGGCAAAGACGCCACGCCGGCAGCCAGCUCCAACGCAGAUUCGACAACAACAGCGACGACGCCGCGCCAGAACGACGGCGCGACGGCCUCCGAGCCAUCCUUGACGCCGCAGGCUUCCAGCACCUCGGUCCCAACCAGCUCUGCAGCCUCCGCCGCCAGGUCGUACGGCAGUGGAUCCUCCCGUCCUGGCCGCUCGUCCAUUCGCGCCAACGUGCCGCCGCCGCAGAGGAUCGUCCUCCCUGGACCUCAGGGCGACCUGAACCAUCUGCUGCUGUUGCUCGAGAAGCUGCCGUCGCGGACGCCGCGCGGGAAGCAAGCGGCGACGUCACUGACCCGUGGGUCGCUCCCUAUCAUCCCAAGCUAUUUAGAUUUGGCGCGGGCUCACAGUCCCGACCACCGCCAGCGGUUGAGCCAGCAGAUCCAGCAGUUGCUGCAGUCGCCACGCGCGGGAAGCCCCAACGGCCGCUUCUCGUACGACAUCACGGAACCAAGAGUGUGGGGUCCGGCGGCGGCCUCCAGGGAGGGUGGUGGUGCGCACAGCUUCCUUCCUGAGCAGGUGGCGGCGAUGGCUGGCGCGCGGGGAGGCGCAGCGACGGCGACGACGGCAGCAAUGGGGGGAUCGCUCGCAGGCGGCGCCCCCGGUGGCGGCCCCAGCGGCAGUGGCGGCGCAGGGGGGGAUCCUCCGUCGGUGCCGGGCGCCGUCGCCGUCAACAUGCCGCCGCUGCUGCGGAUGGCGGCGCCGCAGCCACCGGCGGCAUUGACGGCGCCGGCGCUGAUUCGCGGCGGCGGCGGGGCGCUUCUGCCGGUGCUGGGUGGUCGAGCUGGUGGCGGCGGUGCUACCGCACGCGAGCAUGAGCGCAGGCACGCAGCACCAGGGGGCCCCGCCGGGGGGGGCAGCGCCGCUUGCACGUACGGGAACUCACCGAUGUACGAGCUUUACGCGCUGGGGCUACUGCCCAAUCCCUCACUUCUCCGGGCGUCAAUGGCUGCCGCUACAGCGCGCCCCGCCAACGGAGCAGCGGCCCGCCGGUCUCACGGCCACACCAGCAGCAUGCCUGCCUUCGGCGACAUGACGCCUCGCCACUGCCCCAGCCCCGCCGCUUGCUCCCCCGCGGCGGCAGCGGGGACUGCGGCAGCGGUGCCGUACCAUCGCAUACGACAAGAUCUCGCUCCUGUCAGCGGGUCCGCUGCGACCAUGGCCAUGCACCGCAGAGCUGCCGCUGCAACCGCCACAACCGCCAGCGCUGGAGGGCUCCGUGUUGUUGGGCCUUACAGCGCCCCUGCCAGCCCCUUGCCUUCACAAUUCACCCACAUGCACCCGCACGUGGUUCCCGGGUCGGCUUUGGCGACCGCGGAGGCGGCGGAGGCGGAGGUGAUGACGGUGCGGUCGAAGCGGGGCCGGUCGGGGGUGCUGGACCUGCAGCACAUGCUGGGCGUGGACGUGCCGCCGCCUUUGCUCCAAGGGCGCUGGGAGUGCGCGGCUGGCAAGGUGUGUGGGUGGACAGUGUCCAUCCAGCCCCCUGCUUGCAUACCGCCCUCCCUUUCAUCAUCCACCAAGUGA
Volvox carteri f. nagariensis is the source of this 3015-nucleotide messenger RNA. RefSeq lists its product as uncharacterized. The record is from RefSeq and is a predicted model, not a curated record. The transcript has 9 exons. Bases 1 to 3015 code for a protein of 1004 amino acids. NCBI's taxonomy places the organism in Eukaryota, Viridiplantae, Chlorophyta, Chlorophyceae, Chlamydomonadales, Volvocaceae.